Molecule: messenger RNA, 1935 nt
Organism: Rattus norvegicus (Norway rat)
Lineage: Eukaryota; Metazoa; Chordata; Mammalia; Rodentia; Muridae
Gene: Slc6a11
Product: solute carrier family 6 member 11
Exons: 14
Coding region: 13-1896 (627 amino acids)
Biological process (GO): amino acid transmembrane transport; neurotransmitter uptake; gamma-aminobutyric acid transport
Cellular component (GO): membrane; synapse; plasma membrane
Molecular function (GO): amino acid:sodium symporter activity; gamma-aminobutyric acid:sodium:chloride symporter activity; monocarboxylic acid transmembrane transporter activity
Source: RefSeq, marked provisional
GGCAGGGCGGCCAUGACUGCGGAGCAAGCGCUGCCCCUGGGCAACGGGAAGGCGGCCGAGGAGGCGCGAGGGUCCGAGGCGCUGGGCGGCGGCGGCGGGGGCGCGGCGGGGACGCGCGAGGCGCGCGACAAGGCGGUCCACGAGCGCGGUCACUGGAACAACAAGGUGGAGUUCGUGUUGAGCGUAGCGGGAGAGAUCAUCGGUCUGGGCAACGUGUGGCGCUUCCCCUACCUGUGCUACAAGAACGGCGGAGGGGCAUUCCUGAUUCCUUACGUGGUGUUUUUCAUCUGCUGUGGAAUCCCCGUCUUCUUCCUGGAAACGGCUCUGGGGCAGUUCACGAGCGAGGGCGGCAUCACGUGCUGGAGGAGAGUCUGUCCUUUAUUUGAAGGCAUCGGCUAUGCAACACAGGUGAUCGAGGCGCAUCUCAAUGUCUACUACAUCAUCAUCCUGGCGUGGGCCAUCUUCUACUUAAGCAACUGCUUCACCACCGAGCUCCCCUGGGCCACCUGUGGGCAUGAGUGGAACACAGAGAAAUGUGUGGAGUUCCAGAAGCUGAACUUCAGCAACUACAGUCAUGUGUCCCUGCAGAACGCAACCUCCCCGGUCAUGGAGUUCUGGGAACGCCGGGUCUUGGCUAUAUCUGAUGGCAUUGAACACAUCGGGAACCUCCGAUGGGAGCUGGCACUGUGUCUCCUGGCGGCUUGGACCAUCUGCUACUUCUGCAUCUGGAAGGGUACGAAGUCAACUGGAAAGGUCGUGUAUGUCACUGCAACCUUCCCCUACAUCAUGCUGCUGAUCCUCCUGAUCCGAGGGGUCACGUUGCCGGGUGCCUCGGAAGGCAUCAAGUUCUACCUGUACCCUGACCUCUCCCGGCUCUCUGAUCCACAGGUGUGGGUGGAUGCUGGGACGCAGAUCUUUUUCUCCUAUGCCAUCUGCCUGGGCUGCCUGACCGCUCUGGGGAGUUACAACAACUAUAACAACAACUGCUACAGGGACUGUAUUAUGCUCUGCUGUCUGAACAGUGGCACCAGCUUCGUGGCUGGGUUUGCUAUCUUCUCAGUCCUGGGCUUCAUGGCGUACGAGCAGGGCGUGCCUAUUGCUGAGGUGGCAGAAUCAGGUCCUGGACUGGCUUUCAUCGCCUACCCCAAGGCUGUCACUAUGAUGCCCCUGUCCCCAUUGUGGGCCACCCUGUUCUUCAUGAUGCUCAUCUUCCUGGGCCUGGACAGUCAGUUUGUGUGUGUGGAGAGCCUUGUGACAGCCGUGGUUGACAUGUACCCCAAGGUCUUCCGGCGGGGCUACCGGCGAGAACUGCUCAUCCUGGCCCUGUCCAUUGUCUCUUAUUUCCUAGGCCUGGUGAUGCUGACAGAGGGAGGCAUGUACAUUUUCCAGCUUUUUGACUCAUACGCCGCCAGUGGCAUGUGCUUGCUCUUCGUGGCCAUCUUUGAGUGUGUCUGCAUCGGCUGGGUGUAUGGAAGUAACAGGUUCUAUGACAAUAUUGAGGACAUGAUUGGAUACCGGCCACUGUCACUCAUCAAGUGGUGCUGGAAAGUUGUGACCCCUGGGAUCUGUGCGGGCAUCUUCAUCUUCUUUCUGGUCAAGUACAAGCCGCUCAAGUACAACAAUGUGUACACAUAUCCUGCUUGGGGCUACGGCAUUGGCUGGCUCAUGGCUCUGUCCUCCAUGCUGUGCAUCCCGCUCUGGAUCUUCAUCAAGCUGUGGAAGACAGAGGGCACCCUGCCCGAGAAAUUACAGAAGUUGACAGUCCCCAGCGCUGAUCUGAAAAUGAGGGGCAAGCUUGGGGCCAGCCCACGGAUGGUGACCGUUAAUGACUGUGAGGCCAAGGUCAAAGGCGACGGUACCAUCUCUGCCAUCACAGAGAAGGAGACGCACUUCUGAUCCCCGCCAGCCACUUGGAUGUGUCUCCAGCCUUCCUUC